Messenger RNA from Kickxella alabastrina, 805 nucleotides. RefSeq lists its product as uncharacterized. The transcript has 3 exons. Lineage: Eukaryota; Fungi; Kickxellomycota; Kickxellomycetes; Kickxellales; Kickxellaceae. The coding region runs from base 169 to 780 and encodes 203 amino acids. The record is from RefSeq and is a predicted model, not a curated record.
CCAAGCUUUUUUUGUACAUUAACAAAAAUGAAAAAAUACAUGUAAAUGAAUACAAGAACAGUAUAAAGUUUUAAUUUUGCGCACAUUUACCCCCUUUUCUCUCUCUCACUUUCACAUAAAUAUUUACAAUUCUUAUACCUGUUUUUUAUAUUUGUUUGCUAGCUCUAUAUGUUUUCGUUUUUCAAGCCCAAAGACAUUACGGUAAGAUGCCAGGGCCUUACCUCCAAAUCAUUCACCCUUCCAGACUACUCCACCAACACAGAGACCUUCAAGCAGCAAGUAUUUGAAAAGUUAGAAUACGCCCCAGCCAAGCACACCCUGUACGUCAGCAACCAAAACAUUAUAAUUGAAAACGGCCUCAACACCAUCCUGCCCAAGGACAACUAUAUUGAUGUGCGCAUUGACCCGCGCGAAAUAUUCAUCUCGCUCACGUAUGAUAGCCAAAAAUUUGAAAACGACUCGGUGAGGACUUUGGAAACAGUGGCUGAUGUCGUUGCAAAUACUACUGGACUGACGAGGGAGGAGGUCGAUAAGUGCACGCUGAGAGAUUUGGUUACGGAAACGGCGAUUAAAAUGCAUAAGUCGUUUGCGUAUAAUGGAUUAACCUUUGAUAAGGCCGAGCGGUUUAAUCUGGAGCUUAAUAGGCAAUUUAUGACAGACUAUUUGUUUGUUGAGCAUGAACUGCAGGUUGUUGCUGCCGCUCAGUUUGCCUCGCUCGUGGUGAAUUUGUUCCCCUUUGAAUCGGUGCAAGAAAGAGUGGACAUUGUCUCAGGUGUAUAAAUGUGUGUCUAUAAUUGAGUAAAAC